UAAACUUGAUUGACAGGAGAGACACCAUGGACACAGCGACAGAAACGUCAACAAACUCGGUGGUCAUGAGUGUUAGUCGGUCGGAUGUUUCCGGAUCGUUGAUUCGGCGGGUUCGUGCAUUUCCGCCGGAGCGCGACGUGUUUCACGCGGCCGCGUGCGGAGCGCGUGAGUGGUUGAGUUUGGCUCUGAAGAGAGCGCGCAAACCACUGCCCACUGACAAACACGGUCUCAGUGUGCUUCAUAUAGCAGCUCUACAUGGACAUCUGGACUGUAUUGAGCUGCUGCUGGAGGCCGAUGGUUCUGUGGAUGUGAAUAGCAGUUGUCCUCAUGGACGCAGACCUGUACAUAUGGUGCUGAGUGCUCAGAGCCGACCCAACACACAUGCCUGUCUCAUUUACCUGCUGGAACAUGGAGCCCAGAUCAAUGUCUCCACAGAUGAAGGACUCACUCCGCUGCAUCUGGCCGCUGCUGAAGGUCUCACAGACUGUACAGAGACGCUAGUGAGAAACGGAGCAGACAUACUCGCUCAAGACAAGAGGGGUCACACACCCCUCGUCCUCUCUAGGAUCUGGGGCCACAGGCUCGCUGCCAGAUUUCUGAAAGAUGCCAUGUGGCGAAAAGACAAACAGCAGGGGAUCAAGAAAAGCAAACAGCUACAUGAUCUCCGGCAGUUCCAGUGUUGCAGUGUGCUAGAUCUGCCUCACUUGGGUCGCUCCCUAAAACCAGAUACCUCGCCCUGGACUGAGGUGGCCAUGCACCUGGCCGAGGAGCUGAAGCCAGGACACUAUUAGACACAUUACACAAUUAGAAAAAAAGGUAGAUAAACUGUCACUGGGGUGGUAUCUUUACAAAAUGCACUAAAAUGUACUUUUAAUAUACUAAUAUGCACUCUUUAGGGGUAAAUAAGGAACAAAGUUGUACCCUUUUCAAACGUACCGCCCCAGUGACAACUCUGGACUCCAUCGCAGCUUUCAUUGGCUAAGAACCGCCCAAGAGGUGUCUGACUGUUAUGUAAAGCAACCAAUCAUGUUUAGGGGCAUGAAAAGGUAAAUUGUAAAAUCUCUGUCAUUUUUGAACAGAAAUGAGCACUUUUAGUUCCAGUAAAUACAUUUUUAAUGUUGCCAAAGAUUUCUGUUUGAAAUGAAUGCUGUUCUUUUGAACUUUCUAUUCAUGAAAGAAAAUGUUUGACGUUUUCCACAAAAACAUUGCACAGCAAAUCACUGCACAU
Molecule: messenger RNA, 1228 nt
Organism: Cyprinus carpio (common carp)
Lineage: Eukaryota; Metazoa; Chordata; Actinopteri; Cypriniformes; Cyprinidae
Gene: ankrd53
Product: ankyrin repeat domain 53
Exons: 5
Coding region: 27-791 (254 amino acids)
Biological process (GO): regulation of mitotic spindle organization; mitotic metaphase chromosome alignment; regulation of mitotic cytokinesis
Cellular component (GO): spindle pole
Molecular function (GO): protein binding
Source: RefSeq, a predicted model, not a curated record